Messenger RNA from Trichosurus vulpecula (common brushtail), 3137 nucleotides. It is a transcript of the gene WASF3, whose product is annotated as WASP family member 3. Lineage: Eukaryota; Metazoa; Chordata; Mammalia; Diprotodontia; Phalangeridae. Gene Ontology annotation, cellular component: cytoskeleton; SCAR complex. The transcript is spliced from 10 exons. Gene Ontology annotation, biological process: actin cytoskeleton organization; positive regulation of Arp2/3 complex-mediated actin nucleation. The record is from RefSeq and is a predicted model, not a curated record. Gene Ontology annotation, molecular function: protein kinase A regulatory subunit binding; Arp2/3 complex binding; actin binding. The coding region runs from base 229 to 1740 and encodes 503 amino acids.
GGUGGCGGGGCUGGUGGCUGGCGCUGCUGCUGCUGUGUGCCGUGUGGAUGCGGCGGGCUCCGGCGGCCGCGGGUUUGCCGGCUGCUACCAAAGGGGAUGAAGAAGCCGUGGCAGAGCCGUUUUUACAUUAAUUGCUGUCACUGCUAAGAUCUGAGACAAGGUGGUGUUGAUGCUAGCUGAAGGAAAUUUCUACGGCCCACGUAUAGCUUGCUUGUACGAUUGUAAACCAUGCCUUUAGUCAAGCGGAACAUCGAACCCAGGCAUCUCUGCCGAGGAGCGCUACCAGAAGGGAUUUCCAGUGAACUGGAAUGUGUAACCAAUAGUACUCUGGCAGCUAUCAUACGACAGUUAAGCAGUCUAAGCAAACAUGCUGAAGACAUAUUUGGUGAGUUGUUUAAUGAGGCCAACAACUUUUACAUCAGAGCAAAUUCUCUUCAAGACAGAAUUGAUCGCCUCGCUGUCAAAGUUACCCAGCUGGAUUCAACAGUGGAAGAGGUAUCAUUGCAGGAUAUCAAUAUGAAGAAAGCAUUCAAAAGCUCUACAAUACAAGACCAGCAGGUAGUUUCCAAGAACAGUAUCCCCAAUCCAGUUUCUGACAUUUACAAUCAGAGUGAUAAGCCACCUCCCCUGAAUAUACUUACACCUUACAGGGAUGAUAAGAAAGAUGGGUUAAAGUUCUAUACUGAUCCUUCCUAUUUCUUUGAUCUCUGGAAAGAGAAAAUGCUACAGGAUACGGAAGACAAAAGGAAAGAGAAAAGAAGACAAAAGGAGCAAAAGCGUAUAGAUGGCACAACCCGUGAGGUGAAAAAGGUUAGAAAAGCCAGGAACAGGCGCCAGGAGUGGAAUAUGAUGGCAUAUGACAAAGAGCUUAGACCUGACAACAGGUUGUCUCAGAGUGUGUACCAUGGAGCAUCUUCCGAGGGAUCCCUGUCCCCAGAUACUAGGUCCCAUGCAUCUGAUGUGACUGAUUAUUCUUAUCCCGCUACCCCAAAUCAUUCUCUUCAUCAGCAGCCAGUGACUCCUUCUUAUGUAGCAGGGGAUGCACAGCAGUAUGGGGCUUCCAACCAAGCCCUGGAGCAUGAGUAUAACAGGCCUCCUUCUGCCACAGUCAGGCACAUGACUUUGAACAGACCUCAGCAGCCACCCCCACCCCCACCACAGGCCUCGGAGGGCUCACAGGCCCCUGCUCCUUUGGCGCCGUCGGACUAUGGGAUGCUCCCAGCACAAAUAAUUGAAUAUUACAACCCAUCAGGACCACCACCACCUCCACCGCCUCCCAUGAUUCCUUCAGCACAAACUGCUUUUGUUAGCCCUCUCCAGAUUCCUACACCGUCUUCCUAUGCUCCAUUAGCGACUAGUUCCACAUACACUCCUACUCCCCAUCCACCUUCUACUGGGCUUGUUGUUACAGCUCCUCCUCCUCCAGGCCCCCCACCUCCUCCACCUGGCCCUCCUGUAGCAGGGCCUUCUCUUUCAUCCUCCCCCAUGCAUGGUCCUGCAGGGGCUGAAGCAAAGAGACAAGAACCCACUCAGCCAGCAAUCAGUGAUGCUCGGAGUGACCUUCUUGCUGCCAUUCGGAUGGGAAUUCAGCUGAAAAAAGUGCAAGAACAACGGGAACAGGAAGCAAAACGAGAGCCUGUGGGAAAUGAUGUGGCGACGAUCCUGUCCAGAAGGAUCGCGGUGGAGUACAGCGAUUCUGACGACGACUCGGAGUUUGAUGAGAACGACUGGUCCGACUGAGGCUCUCUCCUUAGCACACCACGUGGGGCGGCUGAUUGAAAUUGAUGACACCGUUGGCCGACAAGGAAGGCAGUGUGUUGAAAAUUUGUAGUGGCCUCAGUGCUCGUGUAAUGCUAUUAUAACACCGUAGCUUAGCAACUUUUGUAUUAAUAAUGUGAUUACGCUUUCUGCACAUCCAAAAAUUUCAGGUUUGUUUUUUCCAGUAUUUACUGUGUAAUACUUAAGUGCCACUAAACCUAGCAAAUCAUGUGCUUCACACAAGAAAAUGUGCUGUUGUCGCACUGUUAUGGAUGGAGCAAGCCUUUUAUUUGCCUCCUGGCCAGGGAAGGAGUUUUAUUUCACAUUCAUUGUUCAGUAUGACUCUGCUGACUUGGAUUCUAUUUGUGAAGCUGCCUGGUUGUGAGACCGUUGCAAAAUCCACAGCUUCGUGUCAGAGUGAUUGUCUUCAGAUCAGUCAGACAAUUUGUUGCGUUGCUUUGCUCUUAGUAUAUGCUUCUGAAUUUGGCACAAGGGGAGAAAAAUUACCAAGUGAACACAAACAAAAUCUCUUAACAUGCUUAUGUGCUUUAUUUCUUGGUUUAGUAGCCUGUGUGUGAACUUGAAUGUUUUCUCAUAGAACACAAUUUCCUUUGCAUACUCUUUGACAGUCCUCAGAAAUCACCAGAAACUGCAAAAUUGCAAAGGACUCCACAGUGAUUUUCCCUCAUCCUGUGGGUACUCAGUAAAUACAGUUCAUGAUCUUUACAAAGGGCUCCAGGGCCUCCAUACUGAUAAUGCAGUGAAAGAGGGGGCCUUUCUGCCUGGGGUGGGGGGGGGGGGUUGCCAAUGGAUAUCUGUUGAGUUUUACAGUGGUUAAUUAAUGGUAACUCUUCAGAGAUAGCCUAAGAUCAUUUGAGAAUCUUGACUUUUCAGUCAAUGAACCACAAAAAAACAGGUCUAAGAAGCCAGAGUUUAGAUAAAACUUGUAAUUAGUAUUUUCCCACUUUUAGUUGGUUCUUUCUAGAGGCAGAGAUAAACCACACUGUUGGUAUCCUGAAAGCACAUUAAUUUCUAAUGCAGUUAGCUUUGGCACACAGAGCAGAAAUGUACCUCACUAAGCUUUCUUGAUCAUCUUCGUGAAUGGAGCAUCUCACUAAACUCCCCACCCCAUUACCCCAUUUACUUUUCUCUCCUGGCUGUUGUUUAUAUUUGUUUAGGCUUAAGAGCCACAGAAGCCAAUGUUCCACCUUGGAAUGAUCUGUUGGAAAUCCAUACAUUAGAGCUUCUGUUUUUUUAAUUCCGGGUGAACUAUAACCACUUUUUUAACCUAAGUUAAUUUCCCAUGCUUUGGUUAUAGUUUGUGAGACUACUGACUCACACUCUGCUCAUAUUAAAAAAAAAGACUGUAAAAUUUUAAG